UGGAGAGAGAGCUCUGCACUUUUGCGAUUCCCUGCACAUUUACACCCACGACGUCUUUCCAAUUCACAACUCUCAAUCGCAUUCACUAAUAGUCUGAAUACGACUAGGUGAUGGCAACCAACUUAAAAUACAUCGAGCUGGCGAAGCAGCUGCACCCACGGCUGCAGCGCUUCUUCGCCAAGUACCCUCCGAACCAGAUCCUCCCUACCUCGACCCGAACGAAUACAAUUAAGGACGGCGCAACGCCUAAUCCUUUUCUACCACACAAACACCCAGUCACUGGGAGAUGGCACGAUCCAGAGUUUUCCUUAAGACGGCAGGCCGAAUUGGUCAAAUUAGCAAGAGAGCAGGGAGUAGAGGAAUUAUUACCAUUUACAUCUAAGGGUACUGAAGAGCGGAUACGGACAAGAGUUGAGCAUGGUCUGAGGGUUCGUGGUACUGGUGUUGGCCAAUCUGUCAAGGGUCACUUGCAUGAAAGAAUGCUGGCAACCAAGAUGGAGAAGAGGAGAGAAGCUAUGUUGGGCAUGCCGAGACUUAUCAGGGAAUGGCGGAAGACCGGAAAGGUCAAAUGGACCAAAUAUCCAAAAUGAGCAACGAUAUUAUGAUAUUAUGACAUUACAUUGCCCACGAGGCAAAUUGUAUAAAACUUAUGUAUUACUCAAUACGAAAGAGUCCCAGCCAUAUCCCAAGCACUCAAAACAUGGCUUUCAUCGUAUCCUAGGCUGAUCUUUUCUUUCUGAAAGGGUACAGUAGAUGCUAAUAUCGCCGUACAACUAACCAAGAAAAUAUUGAGUUAGAAACGGUAGGUAUAGUUCUCAAG
Hypoxylon trugodes is the source of this 820-nucleotide messenger RNA. RefSeq lists its product as uncharacterized. The transcript has 3 exons. Gene Ontology annotation, molecular function: structural constituent of ribosome. Gene Ontology annotation, cellular component: mitochondrial large ribosomal subunit. NCBI's taxonomy places the organism in Eukaryota, Fungi, Ascomycota, Sordariomycetes, Xylariales, Hypoxylaceae. Bases 111 to 590 code for a protein of 159 amino acids. The record is from RefSeq and is a predicted model, not a curated record.